Sphaerodactylus townsendi is the source of this 2276-nucleotide messenger RNA. RefSeq names its product kallikrein B1 (gene KLKB1). The transcript is spliced from 15 exons. The record is from RefSeq and is a predicted model, not a curated record. Gene Ontology annotation, cellular component: extracellular region. Lineage: Eukaryota; Metazoa; Chordata; Lepidosauria; Squamata; Sphaerodactylidae. Gene Ontology annotation, biological process: proteolysis. Bases 77 to 1966 code for a protein of 629 amino acids. Gene Ontology annotation, molecular function: protein binding; serine-type endopeptidase activity.
UAUUCUUUAUUUAAUAUUUUCACAUAGAAUUUUGCAAGUCCAAGACAUUACAACCGCUACAGGAACUGACUCCAGGAUGUCUUGGAUUUUUCAAACUUUUCUUUUAAUUCUGUUAUUUUCUUCAGUAUGUAGUGAAUGUGUGUCUCAGUUGUAUCAAAAUACAUAUUUCCGAGGAGGUGAUAUCGCUAAGGUUUUUACCCCAAAUGCAGACCACUGCCAAAUAGUGUGCACAUACCACCCAAGGUGUCUAUUGUUCAGCUACCUGCUAGGAAACUGGACCAAAAAUAAUACUAGAUUCGCAUGCCUCCUGAAAGACCAUGAUAAUCAAAUGUUGCCAAAAAUAUCUCUGGAAGGAAUCAUCUCAGGAUAUUCCCUGAAACAGUGUCCUCAAAUCACUGCUUGCAACAAGCAAAUUUAUGAAGGUUUGGAUAUGCAAGGAGGAAUAACUUACAAUGUUACCAUUGAAGAAAAUUAUCAGCAUUGCCAAAGAAGAUGCACCAACGAGAUUCACUGUCAAUUUUUCACAUAUGCUUCAUCAUUAAAUCAAGCUGCAGGCCUUCGCAAAAAAUGCUUCCUGAAAUAUAGCACCACAGGAACACCGGCCCAAAUUAAAGUGCUUGGAAAUGUUAUAUCAGGAUUCUCAUUAAAACCUUGUCAACUUGCUGAUACAGACUGCCGGUUGGAUAUAUUCCAACAUCAGAUAUUUUCUGGAACUUCCAUUGACAGGGUUUUUGCACCCGAUGCCUCUGUAUGUAGAACCAUUUGUACCUACCAACCCAACUGUGUAUUUUUUACCUUUUACAGCAGUGAAUGGCGGGCAAAAAAACAAAGGUAUACUUGUCACAUGAUGACUUCAAAAAGUGGAAUACCAGAUGUUUUGGUAGAAGCAAAAAAUGUUUUUUCUGGCUUCACUCUCAUAAACUGCCGAAAAACUAUACCUGCCUGUCAUUCUCUGAUUUAUCCCGAUUUAAAUUUUCUGGGGAAAGACCUGAAAAUGGAAUAUGUUGAUGGGCCCAAAGCAUGUCAGCAGCUCUGUACCGAUACUGUCCGCUGUCAAUUUUUUACCUAUUCUCCAAAACAAGCUUCAUGUAACAGAGAAGGUAAAUGCAAAUGCUACUUAAGAAUGUCUACUGAUGGGUCUCCGCAUGGAAUAGUUUCUGAGAAUGAAAAAAAAUCUGGCUACUCUUUAAGACUUUGUCAAGUGAAAGAAAGACCUGUAUGUGUGCAGAAACCCUUAUUGCACUCGAGGGUUGUUGGAGGAACAAACUCUACACUUGGAGAAUGGCCCUGGCAAGUCAGCUUGCAUGUGAAGAUAUCAAUCCAGAAGCAUCAUUGUGGCGGGUCGAUUAUCAGUGAUCGAUGGAUAUUGACUGCUGCUCACUGCACAGAAGACCUUCUGAUGCCUGGUAUUUGGCGGGUCUACAGCGGAAUCCUGAAACAGUCAGAGAUAAAUGAAAACACCUCCUUCUUCAAAGUGCAAGAGAUUAUUGUUCACCCGCAGUAUGAGAUUUCAGAAGAAGGAUAUGACAUUGCUUUGAUGAAACUUGACAGACCAAUGAAUUUCAGUGAUUUACAGCAACCUCUCUGCCUACCAGCCAAUGAAGAGACAAAUGAGAACCCAGGAUAUACCAGUUGUUGGGUGACUGGAUGGGGUUACACCUCAGAGAGAGGUGAAAUACAAGAUGUUCUACAAAAGGUCAAUAUCCCUCUAAUAACAAAUGCAGAAUGUCAGUUGCGAUACCGGGACUUCAAUAUACACAGCAAGAUGGUUUGUGCUGGCUACAGGGAAGGUGGAAAGGAUGCUUGUAAAGGAGAUUCAGGUGGACCUCUGUCAUGUAAACACAAGGAAACCUGGUAUCUAGUUGGUAUCACCAGCUGGGGUGAGGGAUGUGCCCGUCCAGAGCACCCUGGAGUUUACACCAAUGUUGCUGAAUUUGUAGAGUGGAUUCUAGAAAAAAUUUCAUAGAAGGCACAUUCAGGGAUGUAGCAGUAUUGUGACAAACAUACAAAUCUGAUCCUGAAAUUCUGUGAGAAAGAUGUUAGAAGGUUUGUAAGUCUGUUCCCUCUUGACAGUUUAGCUGAAAAAGGAAGUCGAUUUGGCAAUCUGUCACACAGUUUCCAGUCACACAUUCUUCAGAGGGGCUUAUUUCCAAAUAACUGCCUAAUUCUUUGCAGAAUUAGGUUCACCUAAACUCAAUAAAAUCAAAGGUGGAUUUAACUGCACAGGAGAUUGUAAGUCUAAAAUGAAGACAGGAAAAGUGUUACACUUUGGAAUA